GGACGGGGCGGGCCGCCAGCCCUGCGAGUCCGGAAGCGGGUGGUUCUUCGGCUCCAGUCGAGCGGACCGGCGUGGCUGCCGGAGCUGCAGCAUCCGCGUCCGCGCCGCCAGUAGCAGCGCCACCCCAGCUCUCGGCCGCCCGGCUGGCAAGAUGUUGCCGGUGUACCCGGAGGCGAAAAAGCCCAAUCCGCUGCAGGGCGCGAACCUCUGCUCGCGCGUGUUUUUCUGGUGGCUCAACCCCUUGUUUAAAAUUGGUCACAAACGGAGAUUAGAAGAAGAUGACAUGUAUUCAGUGCUUCCAGAAGAUCGCUCAAAGCACCUUGGAGAAGAGCUGCAAAGGUACUGGGAUAAAGAAGUUUUGAGAGCUGAGAAUGACACCCAGAAGCCCUCUUUAGCAAAAGCAAUCAUCAAGUGUUACUGGAAAUCCUAUUUAGUUUUGGGAAUUUUUACGUUAAUCGAGGAAGGCGCCAAAGUAAUCCAGCCUAUAUUUUUGGGGAAAAUUAUAAAUUAUUUUGAAAACGACGCCACUGACUCUGUGGCCCUGCACACAGCCUACGCCAACGCCGCGGUGCUGAGCUCCUGCACACUCGUUUUGGCCAUUCUGCAUCACCUGUACUUUUAUCACGUUCAGUGUGCGGGCAUGAGGCUAAGGGUAGCCAUGUGCCAUAUGAUUUACCGGAAGGCACUUCGCCUGAGUAACGUGGCCAUGAGCAAGACCACCACAGGCCAGAUCGUCAACCUGCUGUCCAAUGACGUGAACAAGUUUGAUCAGGUAACGAUAUUCUUGCACUUUCUGUGGGCAGGCCCACUGCAGGCCAUCGCGGUCACGGCCCUGCUGUGGAUGGAAAUCGGAAUCUCCUGUCUUGCCGGAAUGGCAGUUCUGAUUAUUCUUCUGCCUUUGCAAAGCUGCAUUGGAAAGUUUUUCUCCUCCUUCCGGAGCAAGGCCGCCACUUUCACAGAUGCCAGGAUCAGAACCAUGAAUGAAGUUAUAACCGGCAUCAGAAUAAUAAAAAUGUAUGCCUGGGAAAAGUCGUUUGCAGAACUUAUUACCAACUUGAGGAGGAAGGAAAUUUCCAAGAUUCUGAAGAGUUCCUAUCUUAGAGGAAUGAAUUUGGCAUCAUUUUUCGUUUCAAGCAAGAUCAUCAUUUUUAUGACCUUCAGCAUCUACGUGCUCCUUGGCAACGUGAUCACAGCCAGCCGUGUGUUCGUGGCGGUGACACUCUACGGGGCUGUGCGGUUGACCGUCACGCUCUUCUUCCCCACAGCCAUCGAGAAGGUGUCAGAGGCCAUUGUCAGCAUCCGAAGAAUCCAGGACUUUCUGUUGCUUGAUGAGAUAAACCAGCACGACCCUCAGCUGCCAUCAGAUGGUAAAGCGAUAGUACAUGUGCAAGAUUUUACUGCUUUUUGGGAUAAGGUAUCAGAAACCCCAACCCUGCAAGACCUUUCCUUCACUGUCCGACCUGGCGAGCUGUUAGCUGUGGUUGGACCUGUAGGAGCGGGAAAGUCAUCACUGUUGAGUGCUGUGCUGGGGGAGCUGUCCCCGAGCCAGGGGCUGGUCACUGUGCAUGGAAGGAUCGCCUAUGUGUCUCAGCAGCCCUGGGUGUUUUCGGGAACUGUGAGGAGUAAUAUUUUAUUUGGAAAGAAAUAUGAAAAGGAACGAUAUGAACAAGUGAUAAAGGCGUGCGCUUUGAAAAAGGAUUUGCAGCUUUUGGAGGAUGGAGAUCUAACUGUGAUAGGAGAUCGGGGAACCACGCUGAGUGGAGGGCAGAAAGCCCGGGUUAACCUCGCCAGGGCGGUGUAUCAGGAUGCAGACAUCUACCUCCUAGAUGACCCCCUCAGCGCGGUGGAUGCAGAAGUUGGCAAGCACUUGUUCCAGCUGUGUAUUUGUCAAACCUUGCACGAGAAGAUCACAAUUUUGGUGACUCAUCAGUUGCAGUACCUAAAAGCUGCAAGUCAGAUUCUGAUAUUGAAAGAUGGUAAAAUGGUGCAAAAGGGGACUUACACCGAGUUCCUGAAAUCCAGGGUAGAUUUCGGUGCCCUUUUAAAGAAGGAAAAUGAGGAGGCCGAACAAGCCUCCAUCCUGGGAAGCCCCGGAGUGCGGCAUCGGACCUUCUCAGAGUCCUCGGUUUGGUCCCAACAGUCUUCUAGACACUCGCUGAAAGACGGUGGCCCCGAGAGCCAAGCUGUUGAGAGUAUACAGGUUACACUCCCUGAAGAGAGCCGUUCUGAAGGAAAAAUUGGUCUCAAGGCCUAUAGGAACUACUUCACAGCCGGAGCUAACUGGUUUAUCAUCAUUGUCCUGGUUCUAGUAAACAUCAUGGCUCAGGUGUUCUGUGUUCUUCAGGACUGGUGGCUUUCCUACUGGGCAAAUAAACAGAGAGUCCUGAACGUCACUGUAAAUGGAAAAGGAAAUGAAACUGAAAGGCUCGAUCUUAACUGGUACUUGGGAAUUUAUUCAGGUUUAACUGGAGCAACUGUCAUUUUUGGCAUCGUGAGAUCUCUGUGGGUAUUCUACGUCCUUGUUAACGCCUCACAAACUUUGCACAACAAAAUGUUUGAGUCCAUUUUGAAAGCUCCAGUAUUGUUCUUCGAUAGAAAUCCAAUAGGGAGGAUUUUAAAUCGUUUCUCCAAAGACAUUGGACACAUGGAUGACAUGCUGCCCCUGACAUACCUAGAUUUCACCCAGACAUUUCUACAAGUGAUUGGUGUGAUAGGUGUAGCGGUGGCGGUGAUUCCUUGGAUCGCGAUACCGCUGGUGGCCCUUGGCAUCAUUUUCUUCAUUCUUCGGAGCUAUUUCUUAGAAACAUCAAGAGACGUCAAACGCCUGGAAUCGACGACGCGGAGCCCGGUGUUUUCGCACUUAUCGUCUUCUCUCCAGGGACUCUGGACCAUCCGGGCCUACAAAACUGAAGAGCGCUUUCAGGAGCUGUUUGACGCCCACCAGGAUUUGCAUUCAGAAGCUUGGUUCUUGUUUUUGACCACAUCCCGAUGGUUCGCCGUGCGUCUGGAUGCAAUCUGCGCCAUCUUUGUCACUGUUGUUACCUUUGGGUCCCUGCUUCUGGCAAAAACUUUGGAUGCUGGGCAGGUUGGCCUGACACUGUCCUACGCCCUCACGCUGAUGGGGAUGUUCCAGUGGUGCGUCAGGCAAAGCGCCGAAGUUGAGAAUAUGAUGAUUUCGGUAGAGAGGGUGAUGGAGUAUACAGACCUUGAGAAGGAAGCGCCGUGGGAAUACCCGAAACGCCCACCGCCGACCUGGCCCCAUGAAGGAGUGAUUGUCUUUGACAAUGUUAACUUCACGUACAGUUUAGACGGGCCUCUGGUAUUGAAACACCUGACAGCACUCAUUAAAUCAAGAGAAAAGGUUGGCAUUGUGGGAAGAACAGGAGCUGGAAAAAGUUCCCUCAUCUCAGCCCUUUUUAGGUUGUCAGAACCCGAAGGUAAAAUUUGGAUUGAUAAAAUCUUGACAACUGAAAUUGGACUUCAUGAUUUAAGGAAGAAAAUGUCAAUCAUACCUCAGGAACCUGUUUUAUUCACCGGAACAAUGAGGAAAAAUCUGGAUCCCUUUAAUGAGCAUACAGAUGAGGAACUGUGGAAUGCCUUACAAGAGGUACAACUUAAGGAAACCAUCGAAGAGCUUCCUGGCAAAAUGGAUACGGAAUUAGCAGAAUCCGGGUCGAACUUCAGUGUUGGACAGAGACAGCUGGUGUGCCUCGCCAGAGCUCUCCUCAGGAAAAAUCGGAUAUUGAUCAUUGACGAAGCGACAGCAAAUGUGGAUCUAAGAACUGAUGAGUUAAUACAGAAAAAGAUCCGUGAGAAAUUUGCCCAGUGCACCGUGCUGACCAUCGCGCACAGGCUGAACACCAUUAUCGACAGUGACAAGAUUAUGGUUUUGGAUUCAGGAAGACUGAAGGAAUAUGAUGAGCCCUAUGUUUUGCUGCAGAAUAAAGAGAGCCUCUUUUACAAGAUGGUACAACAACUGGGCAAGGCAGAAGCUGCUGCCCUCACCGAAACAGCCAAACAGGUGUACUUCAAAAGGAAUUAUCCAGAUAUUACCCAGAAUGGCCCUGUGGUGACAACCACGUCUAAUGUACAGCCUGCGGCCUUCACUAUUUUUGAGACAGCCCUGUGAUUCCACUGCAACGUCAGGCCUAUUCUGAAGUCAUUUUUCCAGUAGCUUUUGCACUGUCUGAACGACACCAUACUUUUUUUAACACGAGCACCAAAUAUCGACACAUACAAGAUGUUAGUUUAUUUGCAUUUUUCCUCCAACUUCACCCAAUGAUUUUAAGCUCUAACAAAGUUACUUAUUAUUUAUAUUUAUAUGUUAUAGUAUUUUUUUUUUUCUUAUCCAAAUCAAAAGUGCAGGCCACCAAUAAAAGCUGUCUACCAGGUUUUGUGCCUUAAGAGACUCGGAGCCAAAGCUCAUUUUGUGAGCUAUGAGACGAAGUUGUAAGAGAUUUUUUUUUUUUUACUACCCCCCAGUUCUAUCAGGGAUUCUAUUUACUUGAAAAACUGUCUGAAGUCACCCUGUUGUCUUACCACUUUCCUUACACACCUAGGAUCCGUUAUUUCCCCUCACAGGCCUCUGGUGCAAAUAGCACAGAUGAAACUAGUCGGAAAACCAGAAAAUACACUUCAGUAUACGUGGCAUUAUAAUAGGGAACGUCUGCUCCCCCACCCCACCCCCCAGACAAGCUGCUAUAUAUAGUUAACAUACAGAAAGGCAAUAUUUAAUUAUAUGUUCCAAAAGAAAAGGAAGAGAAAAGUAAUGCUUUCUCAAAAUAGAAGCCGUGAGAGAUGAUUCGAUAACGAAGGACACAAGUGUGGCCAUUGAUCAUCUUUAAAUUUCUACGACUUUGACACGGGCACUGUUGUGGUUUUAGACUCAGCACGGUGAUGUCAAGAAAAGCCGAACUGCUAACAGUAAUUCCUGAAUAGGUAGUAGUGCUCUUAUUCAGGGUUCUGGUUCACUGCUGGCUAGCCUUCGGUUGACUAUAAACCUUUUGCUGUAGCCUUUAUUGAACUUCCCUCUAAAUUGCAUGCACAGGCUGUCCUGUGAUGGUGCACAAAAAUGGAAAUCAUUGUGGACUUUGUGAUUACACAGUGUGGUCUCAUGGUGCAUCCAGAAGGUUCACGUGUAUGAGCCUACCCAGGUUAGUGUACUUUUGACCACAAAUAGCAGUUUGUUUAGGUCUUUCUGAUGAGUAAAUGAACAAACCACACUACAUCCCAGAGCCUGCUAUACUUUCUUUGAAUGUGGGUCUUUAGUUUUUCUUGGUGGUGAUGGCUAUGGUACGUUGAGGUCAAGUUGCUAAAUGUUCUACAGUCUUGGUUUUAAGCGGACUCUUAUAACCUCUCAGACUAAGGGACAGCCACCCUCAAGUUGCAUAUAUUAACCUAUAUGCCUUCAUAGAGCAGGGUUUCGGACUGUUCACCAGGAACAAAUGUUUUGUAAAAUCAAGCCUUAAAACAUGCACACACAGCCAACUACCAAAAUAAGUUGAGUGCAGUAGCUGUUGAACAUUUUAUAUCUAGAAGUGUCAUAGUUAAUGUCUAGUCCAGUGAACCAGUCAGUUGUUUAAUAGUCAAGGUUAGUACUUCCCGAAACUGAAAUGACAACAAUGGUAAUAGUGAGGUUUGUUAAAACAAUGGGAAUAUUGGAAAUGUAUGUGUAUUUAGUUUGUCUUUAGAGGUUAAAGACAGUUUAAAAAUGUGUCUUUUAUUUCUGUGUUACUGUUGUCAUGGAGUUUUUAAUGAAACAAAAUUCAGUUGAAAUAAAUGACAUUGCUUA
This is a messenger RNA of Pteronotus mesoamericanus, 5791 nucleotides long. It is a transcript of the gene ABCC4, whose product is annotated as ATP binding cassette subfamily C member 4 (PEL blood group). The coding region runs from base 152 to 4129 and encodes 1325 amino acids. Lineage: Eukaryota; Metazoa; Chordata; Mammalia; Chiroptera; Mormoopidae. Gene Ontology annotation, molecular function: ATP binding; ABC-type transporter activity; ATP hydrolysis activity. The record is from RefSeq and is a predicted model, not a curated record. The transcript is spliced from 31 exons. Gene Ontology annotation, cellular component: plasma membrane. Gene Ontology annotation, biological process: transmembrane transport.